Gossypium raimondii (Peruvian cotton) is the source of this 1745-nucleotide messenger RNA. Its product is annotated as ferrochelatase-1, chloroplastic. The coding region runs from base 811 to 1734 and encodes 307 amino acids. Gene Ontology annotation, biological process: L-histidine biosynthetic process; heme biosynthetic process. Lineage: Eukaryota; Viridiplantae; Streptophyta; Magnoliopsida; Malvales; Malvaceae. The transcript has 5 exons. The record is from RefSeq and is a predicted model, not a curated record. Gene Ontology annotation, molecular function: phosphoribosyl-AMP cyclohydrolase activity; protoporphyrin ferrochelatase activity.
GUGAGUGAUAUCCUUUGAAAGCCUUUUUACACUAAGAGGGCAUUUGGUUGGGGGGAACAGGCAUGCAUUCCCCCUAUGCAGCGGGCCCACAACCAAACGGGUGUUUGGUUCACUGUAAUAACAUUACAGCCCGAAUCGGUUACUGGCCUAUUACUUUCAUUGCCCGUAAUAGCUAUUACGCCCCCUCAGCGCCGAUUAGGGAUUCCGCCCGCUUUUCAUCUUUUCUAUUCCAUUUUCUGCCCUCAUCAAGCUUCCGGUUCUCCCAAGUUUCCCUUCCAGAGGUAAUUUCUUUUCCCUUCCAUCGGUUCUGCCAUCUGUUCUUCUCGUUCGUUUCUUUUAUUUUCUUCAUGGAUUAUCUCUGUUAUUGUUGUUAUUUUCUUCAUAGAUUAUCUCGUUCGGUUCUGCCAUCGAUUCUUCUCGUUUUAUUUUCUUUUAUUUUCUUCAUGUAUUAUCUCUAUAAUUUCUUUUCCCUUCCAUCGGUUCUGCCAUCGGUUCUGCCGUCGCUUAAUCAACCGACUUCAAUAAUUCUCAAGGAAGGCUUUUAUUAGGGGGUGUUUGAAGCAACAUUUUUGGAGGCAUUAAUAAUACGUUCAAUCUUGGGUACCAACGCAGUUUUUAAUCUGAUAUUUCCAGUUUUCUUUAUAAACAAUUUUCGCCAUUUUUUUCUCAACUAACCCAUGGAAAAUCUCUCCCAAAUUCACCUAAUACCCAGAUUCCAACUCUUAUUUUUGAUAAAAAUCAUGGAGGCAGCAUCUUUAUCCGGAGUUCUUUCAUAUACCAAACUCUGUGGUUCCAGUCUCUGCUAUUCUGAUGAUAGAUUUUCAAGGCAUACGCAUUGCGUCUUUCUCACGACAUUCAUCUAAUGGAUUCAAUGGUGUGAAUAAACCUUCAUCUAAAGCCCUUAUCAAAGGACCCUUUCUCAGUGAUGGCCUAAUUCAGAGGAGAAAUCUACAUUUGCAAGCAAUUUGCAGGGUGGGGGUUUACACCUUGGGUGAAAAUGAUGUUGUGGAAUCUCAUCACUCACAUGCCAUGGAGGAAAAAAUUGGGGUUCUUCUUUUGAACCUUGGAGGGCCAGAGACACUUAAAGAUAUUCAACCUUUUCUAUAUAACUUGUUUGCUGAUCCUGAUAUAAUACGGUUGCCUGGGCUGUUUAAGUUACUUCAACGGCCAUUGGCGAAGCUAAUAUCUGUUCUUCGAGCUCUGAAAAGUGAAGAAGGGUAUGCUGCCAUUGGUGGCGGCUCGCUUUUGCGUAAAAUAACCGAUGAACAGGAAAAUGCUCUUCGAAUGGCUUUGGAGGCAAAGAAUGUGAAUGUCAGUGUGUAUGUUGGAAUGCGAUAUUGGUAUCCAUUCACAGAGGAGGUCAUUGAGCAGGUUGAUACAUUGUUGGACGGUAUCAAAUGGGAUGACAAAGGUUUAGCAGUGGCUAUAGCUCAAAAUGUUGACACUGGAGCCAUAUUAAUGCAAGGCUUUGUCAACAGGGGUGCACUAGCUACAACUAUCACUUCUGGGAAGGCAACGUUCUUCAGUCGAUCACGGGCAACAUUAUGGACAAAAGGAGAAACUUCCAACAAUUUCAUCAACAUUUAUGACAAAAGGAGAAACAAGUUAUGCGUGCAAUUUAGUUCGAGAGGUUUUUUGUUAGGUCAUGUAAGACUUUUGUUGGUUAAACUAUUAGAAAUUCAAGAGCAAAUUGGGUCCUCUAAUAUAAAAAUGAGCAAUUUAGUCCUUAUAUAAUUCGUUUUGAA